AUGAACAUGCACAGGAAACAUCUUCAGGAGAUCUCGGCUUCCAGCAGGAACGCAUCUAACCUCAUGUGGUGCUGGGACUCCAACAAGCCGUCUGACCUUUUCUCCGGAAUGGGGGUGACCCCUAUGGAAAAGGAUUUGCAAGAGACAGAAAAUACCCCUCAGGACUAUAUUGUGAAAGCCACUCCACCCCAGAAACGGCAGAGGCCGAGGGAUCGGGACGAGUGCUUUGUGAUUGCACGGCGGCCCCGGGUGGCCAGACCUGCUCAGUCAGUCAUCUCCUGGGACGCAUUGCCUGAUGAGUUGCUGUUGGGCAUCUUUAACUAUCUGCAUCUCAUUGAUCUUCUGAGAGCUUCCCGGGUCUGCAAGCGAUGGCAGCGGCUUUUAACUGACGAGUCCCUGUGGCACAGCCUGGAUCUUACUGGCAAACACGUGGCAGAUGGAGUCAUCGGUAGGGUAUUGUCUCUGGGAGUGGUUCUAUUUCGGUGCCCCAGAUCCUGCAUUGGAGAGCCAAUGUUUACAAAGACUAGACCUCUGCGCCUGCAUCACAUGGACCUUUCUAAUUGUACAAUAAGUGUGGGUGCUCUUCAGAGUAUCCUCUCCCGCUGUUUUAAACUGCAGAACCUGAGCUUGGAAGGACUGGUACUCUCCGACAAGAUCAUCAGCUCUGUUUCACAGAAUGAAGAUCUGCUCCGAUUAAACAUUGGCGGCUGCUCAGGGUUCAGUUCGGAAUCGCUCUCGGAAAUGUUAAGCAACUGUUCUAGGUUGGAUGAACUGAACUUGUCCUGGUGUGAUUUUACAGCAGAUCAUGUGAAGAGUGCUGUGGGACACCUGCCAGGCAGUCUAACCCAAUUCAAUUUCAGCGGCUACCGGCAGAACCUGGAGCUCUCUGAUGUGAAGACUCUUGUGACCCGAUGCCCUGAAUUAACAGACUUGGACUUAAGCGACAGUGUGAUGCUGACCCCCGACUGCUUCCCAGUUUUGCAGCAGCUCCUCCAUCUCCAGCACCUUGGCCUGAGCCGCUGUUAUCAGAUCUGCCCUUCUACUCUGCUGGAGUUUGGAAAGAAGACCCUGCUAAAGAGUCUGAGUGUAUUUGGCAUUGUGUCUGAAGGCUCCGUGCAGAUCCUGAAGGAUUCCCUCCCGCACAUAAAGAUAAACUGCUCGUACUUCAGCACCAUCGGCCGACCCACUUCAGGAAUCCGAAAGAGCCGGGAAAUGUGGGGCAUGAAAUGCAAACUGACACUGAACUAUAAGGACUACUUGUGA
This is a messenger RNA of Xenopus laevis (African clawed frog), 1263 nucleotides long. RefSeq names its product S-phase kinase-associated protein 2, E3 ubiquitin protein ligase L homeolog (gene skp2.L). Gene Ontology annotation, molecular function: enzyme-substrate adaptor activity. The record is from RefSeq and is marked provisional. Gene Ontology annotation, biological process: positive regulation of double-strand break repair via homologous recombination; protein K63-linked ubiquitination; ubiquitin-dependent protein catabolic process. NCBI's taxonomy places the organism in Eukaryota, Metazoa, Chordata, Amphibia, Anura, Pipidae. Gene Ontology annotation, cellular component: SCF ubiquitin ligase complex; cytoplasm; nucleus.